Messenger RNA from Phalaenopsis equestris, 997 nucleotides. RefSeq lists its product as uncharacterized. The transcript is spliced from 2 exons. Bases 235 to 894 code for a protein of 219 amino acids. Lineage: Eukaryota; Viridiplantae; Streptophyta; Magnoliopsida; Asparagales; Orchidaceae. The record is from RefSeq and is a predicted model, not a curated record.
AUCAGCAUUUUCACUCCAUCUAAAAUAUACCCUAAUUUUACUCUGUAGACAAAGCCAUGGCUCCUUCAUUCUCGAUACAUUCUCCUUCACAGUAAUCCUUCGUCAGCAAUUCAGCAACUCUUUAUGGUGUACAUCUGUACCCAUAUUUUGUUCAAAACAACGUCAAAAAACCCUAACUUCACUGAUAUCUCGACACCCACAGCCCUCCCUGUGCUUAUCUAGUGCAGGAUAAGCAUGGAAUCAGCGACGAUUGAAACUACCGAUGGCGUGAAGCUUAGCGCUAGAAUCUUCAAGCCGGCCGACCCGAGAAUCAGCGACUACGUGGUUGUGUUAGUGCACCCCUUCACAGUUCUCGGUGGGUUUCAGGGGCUUCUUCGGGGGAUCGCAUCGGGACUCGCAGAUAAAGGGUUUCGCGCGGUGACAUUCGACAUGAGGGGCGCCGGUCGUUCCUCCGGCCGGCCAUCGUUCACCGGAUUUUCGGAGAUUGAGGACGUCGUCGCCGUGUGCAAGUGGGUUUCGGACACCCUUUCCCCUCGAGGUAUCGUUCUCGUGGGUUCUUCCGCAGGAGCUCCCAUUGCAGGAUCUGCAGUGGAUAAAAUCGAGCAAGUAGUGGGCUAUGUUAGCUUGGGCUACCCAUUCGGCUGGGCGGCAUCCAUCCUCUUUGGACGGCACCAUGAAUCGAUUCUUCGAUCUCAAAAGCCCAAACUAUUCGUAAUGGGAACCAAGGACGGAUUCACAAGUGUGAAACAACUCCAAAACAAGUUGAAAUCGGCCGCAGGCCGUGUCGAAACCCGUCUGCUCGAAGGAGUUGGCCAUUUCCAGAUGGAAGGGCCUGAUUAUGAUGCCCACAUGGUUGAUCUCAUCAGCCAGUUCAUUCAAUCCCUACAGUCUUAGUUUUAGUUUUAUGAAUGAAAUUAUGUAUGCAUAUGUCUAGGCCUUGAAUUUUUAUAUUUAUAUUUACAAUAUUUUGAUUUUAUAAAUUUAUACACGAAAAUAU